CCUUCUUAAGCGCCUCCCGCCGGGCCGUCGCUCCCGCUCGCUGCGCGCGCUCCUGCCCCGCCUUCCUUACCUCCCCGGGUCCUCGCGGCUCUCGCGGCCGCCCCGCAGCCCCCGCCCAGGUGCCAUGGCCGCUGUGUACCGCCCCGGCCUGCGGCUUAGCUGGCCUGGGCUGAGCCCCUGGGGCUGGUCAUCCUGGCGCAGCAUCCAGACCCUGCGGGUACUCAGUGGAGAUCUGGGCCAGCUGCCUGCUGGGGUUCGAGACUUUGUGGAGCGCAGUGCCCACCUGUGCCAACCAGAGGGCAUCCACAUCUGUGAUGGCUCUGAGAGUGAGAACACUGCCACACUGACCCUGCUGGAAAAGCAGGGACUUAUCCGAAAGCUCCCCAAGUACGACAACUGCUGGCUGGCCCGCACAGACCCCAAGGAUGUGGCACGAGUAGAGAGCAAGACGGUGAUUGUAACUCCUUCUCAACGGGACACAGUGCCCCUCCCCGCCGGUGGGGCUCGUGGGCAACUAGGCAACUGGAUGUCCCCAGCUGAGUUCCAGCAAGCUGUGGAUGAGAGAUUCCCGGGCUGCAUGCAGGGCCGAACCAUGUACGUGCUUCCAUUCAGCAUGGGUCCCGUGGGCUCCCCACUGUCCCGCAUUGGGGUGCAGCUCACUGACUCAGCCUAUGUGGUGGCAAGCAUGCGCAUUAUGACCCGGCUGGGGAUGCCCGUGCUUCGGGCCCUAGGAGAUGGCAACUUUGUCAAGUGUCUGCACUCGGUGGGCCAGCCCCUCACUGGGCAAGGGGAGCAGGGGAGCCAGUGGCCAUGCAACCCAGAGAAAACCCUGAUUGGCCAUGUGCCUGACCAGCGAGAGAUCGUCUCCUUCGGCAGCGGCUAUGGUGGCAACUCCUUGCUGGGCAAGAAGUGCUUUGCCCUUCGCAUCGCCUCUCGGCUGGCCCGGGACGAGGGCUGGCUGGCGGAGCACAUGCUGAUCCUGGGUAUCACCAACCCGAUGGGGAAGAAGCGCUACGUGGCAGCAGCCUUCCCCAGUGCCUGUGGCAAGACUAACCUGGCCAUGAUGCGGCCAGCACUGCCGGGCUGGAAAGUGGAGUGUGUGGGGGAUGACAUUGCCUGGAUGAGGUUUGACAGUGAUGGUCGACUCCGGGCCAUCAACCCUGAGAAUGGCUUCUUCGGGGUGGCCCCUGGUACCUCUGCCACCACCAAUCCCAAUGCCAUGGCCACAAUCCAGAGUAACACUCUCUUCACCAAUGUGGCUGAGACCAGCGAUGGUGGAGUAUACUGGGAGGGCAUUGACCAGCCCCUUCCACCCGGUGUCACCGUGAUCUCCUGGCUGGGCAAACCCUGGAAACCUGGAGACAAAGAGCCCUGUGCACAUCCCAACUCUCGCUUUUGUGCCCCGGCUCGCCAGUGCCCCAUCAUGGACCCGGCCUGGGAGGCCCCUGAAGGUGUCCCCAUCGAUGCCAUCAUCUUUGGAGGCCGCAGACCCCAAGGAGUACCCCUAGUAUAUGAGGCCUUCAACUGGCGCCACGGGGUGUUUGUGGGCAGUGCCAUGCGCUCGGAGUCCACUGCAGCAGCAGAACACAAAGGGAAGAUCAUCAUGCACGACCCAUUUGCCAUGCGCCCCUUUUUUGGCUACAACUUUGGGCGCUACCUGGAACACUGGCUGAGCAUGGAAGAGCGCAAGGGGGCCCGGCUUCCCCGCAUCUUCCACGUCAACUGGUUCCGGCGGGAUGAGGCAGGCCGCUUCCUGUGGCCAGGCUUCGGAGAGAAUGCUCGGGUGCUAGACUGGAUCUGCCGGCGGCUAGAGGGAGAGGACAGUGCCCAAGAGACGCCCAUCGGGCUGGUGCCCAAGGAAGGCGCCUUGGAUCUCAGUGGCCUGGGAGCUGUAGACACCACCCAGCUGUUCUCACUCCCCAAGGACUUCUGGGAACAGGAGGUUCGUGACAUUCGGAGCUACCUGACAGAGCAGGUCAAUCAGGAUCUACCUAAAGAGGUGUUGGCUGAACUGGAGGCCCUGGAGGGACGUGUGCGCAGGAUGUAACCUGAGGCUCCAGGCUAACAAGAAAGCACAGCAUCCCCCAUCCCUUCCUACCCCCCAUCUAGGGAUAGGAGAGCCACCAGGCUUGCAGAAAAUAUGAGUAAUUUGAUAUAACUGACAUCUGGGUGCCAUGAAACCAGGCCACAGACUUUCUCUGGCACUCUGUCCAAUAAGAUGCUCAUUUAUUUUCCACAA
Nyctereutes procyonoides (raccoon dog) is the source of this 2239-nucleotide messenger RNA. RefSeq names its product phosphoenolpyruvate carboxykinase 2, mitochondrial (gene PCK2). Gene Ontology annotation, molecular function: manganese ion binding; GTP binding; phosphoenolpyruvate carboxykinase (GTP) activity. The transcript is spliced from 10 exons. The coding region runs from base 125 to 2047 and encodes 640 amino acids. Gene Ontology annotation, cellular component: cytosol. Lineage: Eukaryota; Metazoa; Chordata; Mammalia; Carnivora; Canidae. Gene Ontology annotation, biological process: hepatocyte differentiation; cellular response to dexamethasone stimulus; propionate catabolic process. The record is from RefSeq and is a predicted model, not a curated record.